Glossina fuscipes is the source of this 3849-nucleotide messenger RNA. It is a transcript of the gene Lztr1, whose product is annotated as leucine-zipper-like transcriptional regulator 1 homolog. The transcript has 9 exons. Gene Ontology annotation, cellular component: Golgi apparatus. Gene Ontology annotation, molecular function: protein binding. Lineage: Eukaryota; Metazoa; Arthropoda; Insecta; Diptera; Glossinidae. The record is from RefSeq and is a predicted model, not a curated record. Bases 326 to 3073 code for a protein of 915 amino acids.
AAAAAUGGACUUUAAAUCAUUUUGCGAUAAACAAACAAACAUACGUUAUAAUGAAAUAUUUCAUGUUUACUUUCGACUAAAAUGUUGAAAGUGUCACAUCUGCGUUCAUUUGCGAUAUGGAAUGCAAAAUAUAACAGCUGUUAAGACUAAAAAACGAAAUAUUUCAUUGGAAAUAUUUUCAAUUACUCUUGUUGUAUACACGCACAUGCAUUUUGCAAAGCUUUUAAAAUUGCAGGAAAAGAAAAUAAGUAGCUUGCACUUAGGAAUAUUCAACAUUUUUUUUUUUUUAUAAAGAACUCAUUAGGGAAUUUUUUGUGAUGUUUUAAUGUUAAACGCUAUAUACUCGGCGGCCGAUAACCAAGACGGCUCUGGCAGUAGCACCAGCAGUGGCAGUUUAGCUGGUAGUUGCGGUGGCAGCGGCGGAGGUGCAAAUUUUUUCAAUUCCGGAUUACGUUAUAAUUUUUGUGGCGGCGGUUGUCAUGCUUCGCCUCCAGCAACAUUUUCUGUAAUAACACCACAACAGCAGGGUAAUACUCAACUGUCCGUGUCAAGUCAGUCGGCUCCGGCCACUGCGACGCAUGUUAAAAUACUAAAGGCGGGAUUUUGUCUUGCUUGUCAGGAUAAAUAUUUUGGCGGCGUUCCUGGCGUUGCUUGCAAAAAAGUAGAACGCAAAAGUCGUCGUAGCUUUGUAACACGUAGUUGUAAUAAAAUGUCACAUUCCAGUACAAAUUCAGUUCGCAGCAAUCAAUUUUCACGUAACUGCAAAUCGGUGUCACCGGGCAGUUAUAGUUGCAAUGCCUUGAAUGUGGACUUCAGUUCAUAUACGGCCACCCAUCAGUGGACAAAAAUGUUGGAAUGUGCUGAAUUUGUGGGAGCCAAACGCAGUAAACAUACUGUGGUAGCCUACAAAGAUGCCAUGUAUGUAUUCGGAGGUGAUAAUGGUAAGACAAUGUUAAACGAUUUGAUUCGGUUUGGCGUAAAAGAUAAGUCAUGGGGACGUGCUUGCGCGACAGGUACGCCACCUGCACCCCGUUAUCAUCAUUCCGCUGUAGUUUAUGGUAAUUCCAUGUUUAUUUUCGGUGGUUAUACCGGCGAUAUACACUCCAAUUCAAAUCUAACAAAUAAAAACGAUCUAUUCGAAUACGAGUUUCAACGUGCCAUGUGGGUGGAAUGGAAAUUUUUAGGAAAAAUGCCUGUACCACGCUCCGCACAUGGAGCUGCUGUUUAUGAUAAUAAAAUGUGGAUUUAUGCUGGCUACGAUGGAAACGCUCGCUUAAAUGAUAUGUGGACAUUGAAUUUAACGGGAGAAAACCAUCAAUGGGAAGAGGUAGAGCAAAAAGGAGAACGUCCCCCAACCUGUUGUAAUUUCCCGGUGGCAGUGGCUCGUGAUUGUAUGUACGUGUUUUCAGGACAAAGUGGUAUGCAAAUCACCAACUCUUUAUUCGAAUUCAACUUCAAAACCAAAACCUGGCGCCGUAUUGGCAAUGAGCACGUCUUACGCGGUGUGGCUUCUCAACCACCGGCUAGACGUUAUGGUCAUACCAUGGUCCAUCAUGAUCGUUUUCUCUAUGUUUUUGGUGGCUCUGCAGAUUCGACGUUACCCAACGAUUUGCAUUGCUAUGAUCUAGAUUCGCAAGUUUGGUCAAUAAUACAACCAGAGGCUAAUUCAGAUGUUCCGUCGGGCCGAGUUUUUCAUGCCAGUGCUGUUAUUGGCGAUGCCAUGUAUAUUUUUGGUGGGACUGUAGAUAACAGUGUCAGACGAGGUGACACCUAUCGUUUCCAAUUCUCCAGUUAUCCCAAGUGCACUUUACGGGAAGAUUUUGGCAAAUUUUUUAAUGAUAAACAAUUUUGCGACAUUCAAUUUAUAGUCGGUCCUGAGGAAAUCAAAAUAAUGGCUCAUAUAGCUUUUGUGGCAGCUAGGUCAAAGUAUUUGCGCACAAAAAUUUUAGCAGCUCGUGAUGCUAGGCAUCAGCAAAUGGAGAAAGUAUUCGGUUCAGGGUGUGUGGAAGUUCGAACUUGUUCGCCGGGUGCGAAUCAUGAGCCGCUUCUUGAAGUUCGUUUGCCUAAUGCGAAUCCCGAAGCAUUUGAAAUCAUUCUUAAUUAUAUCUAUACUGAUCGCAUAGACCUUAAGGAGCCCUAUACAAAGAAUAUCAUCAUCUUAAUUACGGACAUUUAUCAAUUGGCCGGGCUCUUCUUAAUGCCACGUUUAGCGCAUGGUUGUAUACAAUAUUUGGAUUUCAAGAUAAAUAAACAAAAUGUCCUGGAAGCACUUUAUAACGCUGAUAGGAAAAAAAUACAAAUAGUGAAGGAUCAUUGCAUGCAAUUUAUUAUAAAGGAGGAGAAUUUCACUGACGUUGUAAUGUCGAACGAAUUUAGUGAUUUAGAUAAACCUUUAUUGGUAGAGAUAAUACGUAGACGUUUGAAUCCCUGUAAGAUUGUCAAUGAAGCUAAUUUAGAAAAGAACGUGGGAAAUACGCUGGAAAGUGAUAUGGCAGUAUUUUUAGAGUCGACGGGUAAGGACUUUUGUGAUAUCAAUCUUAUGUUAGAAGGUCGAGUUAUACCGGCACAUAAAUCGAUCUUAUCGGCUCGCACGCAAUACUUUCAAGGCAUGUUUCGUUCAUUUAUGCCUCUCGAUAAUACCGUGAAUAUAUCCAUUGGUGAUAUAUUACCUUCACCAGAAGCUUUUCAAUCUCUCUUACGUUACAUAUAUUACGGUGAAACGAAACUACCGCCUCAAGAUGCUCUGUAUCUAUUUCAGGCCCCUAAUUUUUAUGGUCUUGCCAAUAAUCGUUUGCAUUCAUUUUGCAAGUAUUCCCUCGAGCACAAUAUCAACUAUGAGAAUGUUUUGCAAACUCUUGAAGCUUCAGAUUACACAAAAAUUUAUGAUAUCAAGGAUCACGCUUUGAAAUUAAUUGUUAAGGAUUUUUCCCGUGUAGCAAGAUUGCCGAAAAUCUCAAGUUUAUCACGUGAGCUUUUAUUGGACAUUAUACAAGCGGUGGCCGAUUCGCACGCCUGCUUAACAAUUCCUAUUGGCUUGUCUGAAGCUCAUGGGCCAAGUGGCCUGACACCUUAAAAUUAUGAUGUUAUAUGACAAUAGUAUGCUUCUUCUAGUAUGAUAUAGUUGCCUUCUAUCCAUUUAAUUAUUGUGAAUCCUUAUUUUUUCUGUGAGCUCGGUUCUUCAAAGCAUGUUUCGAAACCAGUAAUAUUAGAAAAUAUAAAAAAAAAGAAGAAGAAAGAAAAUGUUUUUAAAAUAAUUUUCAUAAUCUCUGUGAAUUGAUGAAAAAGUCGAAAGAAGUAUGGAAAGGAACGGAAUAUUUUGUUCAAGUCUUGAGAACAAUAAACAGCAAUUGCAGAGAAAAAAAAAAAAAGGAAAUGCGACUUACGCCGACUUUUCUGAUAUUUAUUAUCCCUUAUUUAUUUUAGUUGUCCAUUUUCGUAAAUACAUUGUAAAGCUAAGAAAGAUAUGUUUAAUGUGGCUCUGUAAGAUAAUGUGCAUAGAGCGGAAGCAUUUUUUACGUUCCAAUAUGCGGUGUUAUUACCAUUAUGCUUAACGCGAACUAUGAAAAGAUUGUUACAUAAAUGUAAUUCUAGUAGGUAGAUGUAUCUUUUUUUCGAAUUUUUCUAAAAAAUUUAACUUGGAGGCAGUAAAAGAAGAAGCUUCAGAUUGAAAUUUACUAUUGUAGGCGAAAUUUUAGAAUCCUAAAUCGUGAUUUAAUCCGAUAGAAUAGAGCGAUAUUAUUAAAUUAUUUCCUCGGGUUUCCGGUGCUAUUUCUUGCCCCAACAUUUGCAUACUCACAGUAGUGGUUGGAUCAAAAAACCAGUAUCCUCAAUAUAUACAUAAAAAAAAAA